Messenger RNA from Photinus pyralis (common eastern firefly), 1142 nucleotides. RefSeq lists its product as uncharacterized. The record is from RefSeq and is a predicted model, not a curated record. NCBI's taxonomy places the organism in Eukaryota, Metazoa, Arthropoda, Insecta, Coleoptera, Lampyridae. The coding region runs from base 305 to 1072 and encodes 255 amino acids. The transcript has 3 exons.
AAAACUUCAGUAUGUUCCAGUCGUUAUUAGUGAAGGAACUUUACACGACAUACACACUCUCAUACCUUCUGCUGUUAUUAAGUAUGUGUCCAUGUGAGAGUAAAACUCUCGAGAGUCGCUCUCGAGAGCUUUGCUCUCAAGUGGACAACGAUUUGAGAGCUACUCGCUGCGAGCGAUACGUUACUAUCCGACAGUAACUCGCAGCGAUAUCUAGAGUACGUGGAAGUGGAACCGACCGCCUCUCGAUAGUGGACUCGCAGAAGUCGAAACAAUUUCGUAUAGUUGAGAGUGCUGUCAAGUUAACAUGUCGAAAAACUGGAGUAAAGACGAAGUGUUGGAAUUGAUACAGUGCUACGAAGAAAAUGAGAUGUUAUGGAAUACUCGAUGUACAGAGUACAGAAAUCGAGAGAAAAAACAGGCACUCCUGAGAGAAUUUGCUAUCCAAUUUAGUUGUAGUGCGGAAGAAAUUCAGAGGAAAUUGCACAAUUUAAGAAAUCAGGUUUCCCAAGAAUUGAAAAAAAUGAAGAAGAAAAAAAGUGGCGCAGGUACCGAUGAAAAUUAUACUACAAAUUGGCCUUAUUUUACUGCGUUAAAGUUUUUGAUUCCUACUCUGAUACCAAAUCAAACUGAAUCAAACAGAAGUGAGACUCGCUCAUCCAUUGAGACACAGCCAGUCAAAGAGAUUGAAUCACAACUUGAUGAGGAAAUAAAUGUUGUUGGAAACGAAAAUACCAACAUUACAAUUGAAAAUAAACAAAAGAAGCGGAAACGUGAGAAAACAGAUGUUGAUGACCAACUGUUUCGAUCAGCAAUACAAACCCUGCAAAAACCUCCAGAUGAGGAUGAGAUUUUCGGGCAAUAUGUCGCGAUGGAGUUGAAAGGGAUUACAAAUGAUUUUCUUAAACGAAAACUUAAAAGUGCAAUUAGAAGGUCCGUUAAUCAGAUCGUCGAUGAAUACGAUAUGCACAUGUAUGGAACGCCUUCCACGUCAUCAGCAUCAUUGCCAACAUCACCGGCACACGAAGACAGUUCAUCAUGUGCAGGUUUAUUUAAAACAUUUACUGAAUUGUGAAUUAUUGGAUUUUUGUAUUAAACUUCUUGAAUAAAAGCCUAAACAUUUAAUAUAAACUUAUACCUUUAAG